CCCGGAAGCAGCAACAUGGCGGCGCCCCAAAGCGACAGGCAAGCCAGCCGACUGGACUUCUCCUUGAAUGUGCCCUUUCCGUCAGCGCGAGAGGCCACCGUGGCCCUGCGGUCACUUGGUGCCGACCGCGAGCCGCGACGAAACAGUGUGCACAAGUGUCUCGUGCUCCACGGGAGCGUUUUGACAGCGAGAUGGAACGCCGACGAAGCUCGCGCCCUACGCGUUUCCGUCAACUCCUUCCUGGAGCACCUGGGCCUGGUGCUGGAGACCCUGCAGAUGUUUCCCACAGAGGAACCAGAAGGAGAGGAUCCCACCCAUUUUUAAAAGCGGAUCGGACACCGUGGCAGUAUCUUUGAUUGGCGAUCAGUCUGUGAUGCGGCGAUACCUUCGCUCAGGCCUUUCAUACGAACGGUCUAGCGACAUUUCGUGCAACUUGCGUGCGGCAAAAUAAGACUGCCAGGGCAAGGAGCUACAGUAGGCCAUCCCUCACGCUGUCGUUUGCUCCCGGUGGCGCUGAAAGCCACAUAUGACACAGGCCUUUACUAGUCUUUUGAUACUUUCUUUGAAAUAAUGUUUUUGUAAAACGCAAGGUUUUUUUUUUUUUUUUAACACUUUGGGGGGCUUGGAAACAGAUGAAAUGCAUGGCACCCAGAUUUUGGCUUGCAAUCAGAGAAAGGUCAACUCCUACAUCAAGGCAACGGUAAUCAUAACCACCCUGGUGACUGUUAAGAGAGGCAAUUUAGGCAUGGAAAAUGAAUGAAUGAAUGACAAAGAAAUUUAAAUUUAAAAAAAAAAAGUGAGCACUGAUAAUACUAAACAAUAAUGUUUAAUUUUUGGCCACUUUGUCAGAACAGGGAUCUGCUGUUAAAUGACUUUCAAAAGAGGAAUUUGUAUGCAGAAAGAGCCAACUUGGAAAAAAACGAAUAGCUUUCUUACAUGCAAACGUAUGUUUGCACCAACAUCUGGAGCAUGGACAGAACGGCACCAACAUAGCGCUUGCUCGCCAAAGUUUCCCGUGACCGGGGGGGGGUGCAGGUUGCAAAAUUUUCAGAUAGGCAACCAUUAAAUCAAAUCCAUUGUCGGGCCCUGUUACGUCAUUAUUCUUUCUCCGUCUCCACUCGCGUAGUCUAAUCAUUGGACGUUGUGAGUGUUUUGUUUUCUUUGCGUGAAAUCAAAAGGGCCCGGUGUUAUUUGUCAAGCGCCAGCUAUUUUGUUCACGGCUGACCAGGGCCGGCCCAGCCUAUACGCAGACUAUGCAGCGGCUUAGGGCCCCUGGCCACUAGGGGGCCCCUAAUCUGGCAAUUGUUCAAUUUAUAUUCUAUUUUGGUUACUACAGUUUGCUUUAUUUGACUUUUGUGAGUUUUGAUACUUGAUUAGAAGCUUAAAAAAAAUAAAAGUUCUUCCUUAACUUCUUUCUUUCCUCUUUUAGAAAAAGGUUUCACACUAUCUACGGUAAGUACUGACAAUCAUUUAGGGUGAGAAAUUCAAAAUAUGCAGUGCAACAAAAUCUGAUUAAUAUACAAAAUAUGGACGUAUGGGUUGGAUUGCAUGUAUGGGUUUCACAGUACACUGUGACGAAAUGGUGGGCCAAAAAUAUGGGCCCCUUUGCAUUAUUUUGCUUAGAGCCCCCAAAUGGCCUGGGCCGGCCUUGCGGCUGACCAUUGGGGGGUGGGCGCUUAGAUGGAAACAACACGUCAAGCUGGCGGGAAAGGCGGGACUCAGAAGUCGUCAUCGUCGCAAAUGUCCAAGUAGACGUCGAAGGCCUCUCGGUUGCAGUUGCCGUCGGGCGUGAAGACGUACUUGUGGAAGGUGCCGUCCACGCAGAUGGCUGCGGGGGGCGACAAAGGUUAGCCGGGCAAAGCUCGGGAAGGGGCAACGGCGAGCGGCGCGUCCCACCGAUGACGGAGUUGACGUUCUUGGAUGUGUUCUUCCCAAAGGCGCAAAUGCAAGCGCACUCGGCGGGCACGGUGAAACUGGCCAGCGACCACUGGCUGUCCACAUACUGACCGAUCACGGGGCCCACCUUGCCCACGCGUGCCAACCUGCCACAAACGGACAUGGUCAAGGCGGGCGGCGGACGAAGCGGCCCGCAACGGUCUUACGCUGAGCGCCGGUUGAGUUUUGUGUCUUUCAGGGCAAAGAUGUGGACCGUCCCUUUGUCGCUUGAUGCGCACAAGAACGAGGAAUCGUGACUGAAGUUGAUGCUGCUCUCGGGAAACAGAGCGGGUGAAGUGUCGAGAAUGGUCCGGCAGCUGAUGGGAAUAGGGUGGCGGCGGCGGCUUACCAGUAGAGCGUGGCUGGGUCUGUGCCUCGCCGAAGCUCCACCAGUUUGUCGCGGCUGCUAGUGUCAAAGAGUCGGAUGAGCGUCCCCUUGCGUGAGGCAGAAGCGGCCACACUGCCCGGUUGGUUGAGCGCCACGCAGGCGAUCUCACUCUGGUGCGCGUUGAUGGUGAACGGCGCCGACGACGUUCCCGGUUUGGUGUUGGAAAGAUCCUGAGGGAAACGGAGCUUUUUUAGCCUCGAGACUGACAGACGAACACCAGUGACUCACCGCCAGCUGCAGACUUCCGCACUUGUGUCCAGGGAAGAGCAGCAGCUGUUUGUCUGCGCCAGGACAUAAGUCGCACAGACCUAAGGGAGAAUUGGUGGCCGUCAGAGAAGGACCCCGCUCGGGACAAGACGGCUCGGACCUUUAGGGUUGUCUCUCGUAUCGAACUCAAACAGCUUCUGCGGUUUGUCGGGAAAUGUGUACACGUAGAUCCUGUUCUUCAACACGAUGACGAUCCUGUCGGGAGGCCUGCAAUUAGGAGGGAACGAAAAUAGCCAGCGGUACUGCACCAGCAGGUUUCCUGCUCACUUGUCGUGUCGCAUGCGGACGGCCAGCACCGGCUUAGUAAAGGUGAACUCCAGCACAAGCUUGUCUUUGGCCUCCCGACACUCCCGCGCAUCGUCCCAGAUCAGCACUGUGGCAAAACGCCGUCAGCGUCCUCGUCCGUGUCGUCUCGAAAAGCCACUCACCUGAUAUGUCUGAGAACUUGGGGUUGACGCCACCCCCGACCAAGGCCAACAGGUUGGAGCGAUGCAGCAUGGAGCACAACGCCACGCCACCCACCUGCUCGCGAUCUGCCAAGGAGACAGCGGAGCCGGUCAGCGGGCUGUUUGGCGGAUCCACCGAACAGCCCGGCGCUCACCCAGAUGUCCUUUCUCCAUGAGUGGUUCCACGUUGUAGAUCCUGACGCCCGACUCCAUGGAGCAGCAGAAACAACCUGCAAAAGGAGACGACAGAAGCCUGAGCCUUGGACAAACUGUUUUGUUGAACUCGGGGAAAGGAAAAAAAAAAACCCCCAGCCAAAUAUCUAUGAGCGCACUCCGCAAACUUCACUUGUCCGGGUUCCCCGACACGAGCCACGCUCAUCAUCUGGCUCAAAAAUGCAUUCCUUCAUGGAAUCACUUAAAUUAUCACGUCAAAGGAAUCUCACUUUUAUUUACAGGGCCUGGAGUCAUUUUUUAAAUUUCGGGGAGGGGGUGGGGCUUAUUGCCUUUAUUUACAAUUGGUUUCAUUUUGAAAAUAAAAUGUCAUUUCACGGCUCCAAACUAACCCAAUUAGAGCAUUGUUUGGGGGCACCAGAAUUUAGUUGCUAAUUAAAUAUUUGAUCAAUGCCAUGAUUACUAAUGCAGAAACGCUCAUACCGUAGACGGAAUUUUCUGCCAAUUCUGUUUACUUGCAAGAGUUACAUGAGUGUAUAGUCCCGCCUCUUUUCACAUAUCUGCCAAUCACAUUUGUGGUGAAAUCAUGUUCUUAAAAAUGUCAAGCAAAAAUGUUGAAAUUACCAAAUUU
This is a messenger RNA of Corythoichthys intestinalis (scribbled pipefish), 3838 nucleotides long. RefSeq lists its product as uncharacterized. NCBI's taxonomy places the organism in Eukaryota, Metazoa, Chordata, Actinopteri, Syngnathiformes, Syngnathidae. The record is from RefSeq and is a predicted model, not a curated record. The transcript has 3 exons. Bases 16 to 324 code for a protein of 102 amino acids. Gene Ontology annotation, cellular component: EKC/KEOPS complex.